Molecule: messenger RNA, 8497 nt
Organism: Salmo salar (Atlantic salmon)
Lineage: Eukaryota; Metazoa; Chordata; Actinopteri; Salmoniformes; Salmonidae
Product: aggrecan core protein
Biological process (GO): glial cell differentiation; positive regulation of neuroblast proliferation; cell adhesion
Cellular component (GO): synapse; perineuronal net
Molecular function (GO): hyaluronic acid binding; calcium ion binding
Source: RefSeq, a predicted model, not a curated record
UACAGCUAAACCUGCUCCCCGUGUGAAAGUGGAUUCUUUUCGCUCUUGACACUCGAGCGGACCAUCGUCCUCUACCGCUCGUGGGCUGUCACUGGGAUUUUAAACUGGUACCCGCGACCAUCAACGGGACAAGUAACAUUUACGACAGAAAACUCGUUGAGAAUAAACGACCCUCGAAGAAAUAAGAAUACCAGAAUCAUUGACCUUUUCUGCAGGUGCAGUUUUUAUCUUUGAGCUGACGGAUCGCGGAGAGAGUCUGCAUUUCUACAGAUGCAGUCAGUGGACUGGACUGGGGCCAGAACCUGAGGCAGCCAGAACCUGAGGCAGCCAGAACCUGAGUGCCUCUAGUUACAUUGAGAAGACAUUCUAGUAGAAGUCAGAGGCCAGGAGAGGUAAACUAUGACCAGGUGGAUUGUAUUACUUUGUGUUUGUCUGUCCGUCACCUCGGCAACAUUCAACAACUAUCAGCAAAUCAGCAGCUAUGAGGAGCACUCCUUUCUGGACCCUGAGGACACACUGAGUGUGAUCGUCCCACUGGAGCUGCCUCAGCGCCCUCUACUGGGCAGCACCUUGGUACUAUCCUGUUACUUCCAGGACCACACCGUCCACGAUCCCGGCGCCCCCACCAUUGCCCCCUUGUCCCACCGCAUCAAAUGGAGCCGCAUCACCAAGGAGCGUGUCUCUGUCAUCCUGGUGGCCAUGGACGGAGAGGUCAAGGUGGAGGAGGACUAUCUGGACCGGGUCCACCUGGUGGGCUACCCCCAGACCCCCACUGACGCCAGCAUCAAGAUUACAGAGUUGAGGUCCAACGACACCGGCACCUACCGAUGUGAGGUCCAGCACGGCAUCGAGGACAACCAUGACACUGUGGACGUCCUGGUUCAAGGUAUCGUGUUUCACUACCGGGCCAUCACGACACGCUACACUCUGACCUUUGAGAAGGCCAAGGCAGCCUGUAUCCAGAACAGUGCUGUGAUCGCGACCCCAGAGCAGCUCCAGGCCGCGUAUGAUGACGGCUUCCACCAGUGUGACGCCGGCUGGCUCUCUGACCAGACUGUCAGGUACCCAAUCCAUGAUCCACGUGAGAAUUGCUAUGGCGACAAAGACGAGUUCCCCGGGGUGCGAACCUACGGAGUGAGAGAUGUCAACGAGACUUACGACGUGUACUGUUUUGCCGAGAAGAUGACAGGCAGUGUGUUCUACUCUGGCUCUGUGGCUAAGUUCACCUACUCUGAGGCUGAGGAACAGUGUAGUAAGCAGGGGGCCCUGUUGGCCACCACAGGACAGCUGUACCUGGCCUGGCAGGCUGGUCUGGAUGUGUGCAAUGCAGGCUGGCUGGGAGACAGGAGCGUCCGCUACCCCAUCAACGUCCGGAGGCCGCAGUGCGGAGGGGGUCUGCUGGGGGUACGAACCGUGUACCUCCACGUCAACCAGACGGGGUACCCCCUCCCCGAAUCCCGCUAUGAUGCCUACUGCUACACAGAAACGGAUGAGGAGGGCUCAGGCCUGGCGGUGCCCACCGAGGCGGGCAGCAGCGUCCUGAGCAUUGCCACGGUGACCCAGGGUCCUCCCGAGGUGUUCUUCGGGAAGAUGACCACAGAGAGCGAGGCGCUGGGCGAGGACCUGGUCACCCAGAAACCCACUAGCGUGGACUUCACCUUCGGCACUGAGUUGCCCCUGCCACAGCCACCCAGUGUCACCGAGCUGCCCCUGCCACAGCCGCCCAGUGUCACCGAGCUGCCCCUGCCACAGCCGCCCAGUGUCACUGAGCUGCCCCUGCCACAGCCGCCCAGUGUCACCGAGCUUCCACUCCCACAGCCGCCCAGUGUGACAGAGUUGGUUGUGGAUGUGGUGGGGAGAGUAACGGCCAGGCCGGAUGUGGGGAGUGAGAUCAGCGAAGUGAGCGCAUCAGAAUAUUUAUUUUCUGCUACAGGUGUGGUGUUCCACUACCGUGCUGGGCCUAGCCGCUACGCCUUCACCUUCGCGGAGGCCCAGCUGGCCUGUCAGAGUGUUGGAGCCUCCAUCGCCACCCCAGAGCAGCUCCAGGCUGCCUACGAGGCUGGCUACCACCAGUGUGAUGCAGGCUGGCUUCUGGAUCAGACCGUCAGGUAUCCCAUCGUGUCUCCUCUGGAAAAGUGCUCUGGGGAUCUGGAGACUUUACCAGGAGUGAGGUCCUAUGGACUGAGGCCCGCUGAUGAAAACUACGAUGUGUACUGCUACGUGGACAGACUCAGGGGUGAUGUGUUCCAUGCUGGCUCCAGUGAGGGCUUCACCUAUGACGGUGCUCUGGCUCACUGUCAGGAGCUGAACGCUACCCUGGCCUCUACUGGGCAGCUCUACACCGCCUGGAGACAAGGCUUGGAUAAGUGCCGCGCAGGUUGGCUAAUCGACCGGAGUGUCCGGUACCCCAUCACCAACCCCCGUGCGGCGUGUGGUGCAGGGAAGGCAGGGGUGUACACAGUAUACACCCACAACAACCAGACGGGAUACCCAGACCUGUAUUCCAGAUAUGACGCCUACUGCUUCAAAGUGGACAUCUUGCUUCUCGCCAAUGAAACUGGAUUGAACAUCACAGAGAUAGAAGAGGCUUUGGUUAACCUCACAUCCAUCACUGAUUUGCUGAGGCCUGUCCUGCCUUCCAUCACUCCUCCCAUCUCUGUGGAGUCUUCAGGUUCUGGUUCCGGGGCCUCUGGGGCGAGUGGAUCCUCUAGAGAUCUCUCUGGUGAUCACUCUGGUGAACUGCCUCAUUCCGGGGAUCUGUCCGGGUCAGGUGAUCUUUCAGGCAGCGGAAGCGCAGAGAUUCCCAGCGGAUCGUCUGGUCUGAGUAGUGAAGAUGCUUCCGGCUCGGGGCUGAGUGGAGACGGAUCGGGAAUAACGGUCACCUUCUCUUCAGGGAGUAGCAACGUUUUAUCCGGUUUUGGCUCUGGGGGUCCUCAGGAGGCUGGAGAAGGAAUCACUGGAAUCCUCACCUUCCCCUCAGAAAUGGGAUUGGGAAUGUUCAGUGGCAGUGGGUUCCUGUCGGGUUCGGGAAGUGGCUCCGGUGUCAGUUCUGAGGAGAGCGGCUCUUCGUCUGACAGCUCCAGCAGCUCUGGGGAAAGUGGGGAUUUGUCUGGAAUGUCGUCCGGCUCCAGCUCUAGUUCCAGUGAGGAGUUUUCCGGAUUUCCCUCAGGAUUCUUUCCCUCAGGAGGCUCCAGUGGUCAUUCGGGAGAGCCGGGAACCGGAGACACUCAGGUCCUGCUGAUCGAUGGGAAACUGAUGGAGGUUUCCACCUCUCACACACACAAAGAGAAGGAGCUGGGUGGAGGGGGCCUGGAAUUCAGUGGCUACGGAUCUGGCAGCAGCGGCUCAGGUUUCUUCCCAGAUGUGACCUUCUCGGGGUCAGGGUUUACCGACCUUACAGGGUCAGCCUCAGGGGAACAGGAGGCCUCGGGGUCUCUCCACUACGGCUCCGGAAGUGGUGAUAUCAGCGGUUCAGCCUCGGGCAGCAGUGGCUCAGGGUUCUUCCCGGGUGUGACCUUCUUGGGGUCAGGUUUUUCCGACCUCACGGGGUCAGCCUCAGGGGAACAGGAGGCCUUGGGGUCUCUCCACUACGGCUCCGGAAGUGGUGAUAUCAGCGGUUCAGCCUCGGGCAGCAGCGGCUCAGGGUUCUUCCCGGGUGUGACCUUCUUGGGGUCAGGGUUUACCGACCUCACGGGGUCAGCCUCAGGGGAACAGGAGGCCUCGGGGUCUCUCCACUACGGCUCCGGAAGCGGUGAUAUCAGCGGUUCAGCCUCGGGCAGCAGUGGCUCAGGGUUCUUCCCGGGUGUGACCUUCUUGGGGUCAGGGUUUACUGACCUCACGGGGUCAGCCUCAGGGGAACAGGAGGCCUCGGGGUCUCUCCACUACGGCUCCGGAGCCGGAAGAGGUGGAUACACAUCAGGGUUCGGAACGUCGGGCUUCCCAUCCGGAGACAUGUCUGGAAUCUCCAGAUCCUCCACCAGCGAUGAGGAGGACAGCGCUGUCACCUUCCUGACUAAUGACUUCAUGACAGAGGUUUCCAAGGCGACCACGGUUUCCAUGGAGCUGGGGGCUGGGCCAGUGCAGUUCAGUGGGCAGGGAAGCGGGUCCCACACAGGGAGUGGUGCUGACCACCCAACCCAGGCCAGCGGUGUCUCAUCUGGGGCACACUCUGGAGAUCUGCUCCCUGUGGUGCUGUCCUCUCCGCCCAGCAAUAGGGAGCUUAUGGAGGGCACAGAGGGGCCAGAGGAGGCCAUGGCUGGCGGGGCUGAGCUGGGGGAGACCACCAGCGAGUUUUACGUGACCUUUGCCCCCAACCUUGCUCCCGCCGGAUUGGCUGCCCCAGCCAUCUCCCUGCAGACCCCUGCCGUCAUGGAGGAGCCAUCCUCAGAGGAGGGUAUCCCUAACCCAUGUGACCCUAACCCGUGUGGUGCUGGGUCAUGCUCAGUGGAGGAUGGUGUUGGGCUGUGCCAGUGUCCGCCCGGGAAAGUGGGAGAAGGGUGCCAGUAUGAGGUUGAUGUGUGCCAUUCCAACCCUUGUGCCAAUGGAGCCACCUGUGUGGAAAAUGCAGACUCUUACAAAUGCUUAUGCCUGCCCAGCUACGGAGGGGACCGCUGCGAGAUUGCCUCUGUCUCAUUAUCGCCCCCUGCUGUUGACGACACAGACGAGCAGGAUUGUGAGGAGGGGUGGACUAAGUUUCAGGGCAACUGUUACCUGCACUUCCCCGAGAGAGAGACCUGGCUGGACGCCGAGCAGCGCUGCCGAGACCUCAGCGCUCACCUGGUCAGCAUCAUCACCCCAGAGGAACAGCACUUUGUCAACUCCAACGGCCAGGACUACCAGUGGAUUGGGCUCAAUGACAAGACAGUGGAGAAUGACUUCCGCUGGAUAGACGGCACACCACUGCAAUUUGAGAACUGGCGGCCGAACCAGCCGGAUAACUACUUUAACUCUGGAGAAGACUGUGUGGUGAUGAUCUGGCACGAGAACGGCCAAUGGAACGACGUUCCCUGCAACUACCACCUGCCCUUCACCUGCAAGACUGGCCCAGUCUACUGUGGCGCACCGCCAAAGGUGGAGAAUGCCAAGAUGUUCGGCAGCAGGCGGGAGCAGUAUACUGUUGGGUCCAUCAUCCGCUACCAGUGUAACCCAGGCCUCCUACAGCGCCACCUGCCUGUGGUGCGCUGCAUGGCAGACGGACAGUGGGAGAAGCCACAGGUGGAAUGCAUGGGCGCAGUGCCCUCCCCCAGUAACAGAAUACAGCGCAGAUCGAUCAGAAGGCGAGGAGAAUCAACCAGCAGCAAACGUCACUAAGCAGGGAAGAUUAAUGGAAAUCUCUUGAAGAUAAUUAUUUUAUAAGAACAUUUACAGAACACAGAAGGCAUUUUCUAACUUACUAAAGAGGUUUGAAUGUUUGAAGUACCCACCUUGUACAUAAGACCAAAUCAACUUCGAGCAGUAACAUUGUCUUUUCAGUUUGUCACUCUCUGACUAUUUUUAAAAAGUUUAAAUUAAGCCAUUAUGUAAUUGUAUGUUUUUGUCAUUCUUGUCCUAAAAUAAUGACAUGUUUUAAUUAUAUAUAAGAAUUGUUUAUUGUUUGGAGUUUUAUUGUUAUUAUUAUUAUUAAUAUAAUUUUUAGUUUUGGUGGAUUGGGAUGCCGUCGAUAAGGUGCGAGUUGUUGCUAAAAUACUUUGUCCAUGUCGCCAACUAGACUGGAUUAUAGAGGCACGGUGUAGGGUGAAGUUUCUGCUAGACACUGAUCUUGGGUCAGUUUUGCUUUUCCUCCACUAAUGGUUAAGAUUAGGGUUGGUGGAGGGGAAGCUGAUCCUAACUCUGUACCUAGGGGAAACUUCACCCUACAUGUAUGAUGCAUCAAUCAGACUCUCUAGUCUGUUCUAGAUCUUUGCCAAACCAAACAGUGUGUGUUAGACUGUACCACCCAGAGGUAAACACCCAAUCUGGACCAGCCGGUAUUUAAUGUGGGUUUGGCACGUUGCUAUGAGCCAAGCAGAGGCUUGGUGAAAUUCACCGCUGUUAGCCUAGCCAUGUCCGGUUGUAGUAAUGAUGAGCAAGGUGAAGUAAAGGGGAUGAGAUCUUGUGCAUGUAUCCACCAAACAAGCAUUUAUGAGUCACCAAAUUGUCACCUAUCUUGAAAAUUGUAGAUGCUAAAGGGGAAAACUAUAUCUAUAUUUGUCAGAUGUCUUCAUACAUCAAGAGUGGUGUUGUGUCAAACCGAGAAAUCUUUUGCGCUUCAAUUGCACAUAUCAACACUUUUGAGGAAUAAAAAUGUCUGACGAGUUUUGAUUUUGGGGUGAACGGUGGGCUAAAUCAGGGUCACAUAAAUCUACUUUAAAACUAAAGUAUACACCUCACACACAUGGUUAUGGGCUUAAAAAAGAAGACACCUGUACCAUGUCAGAUAUACAGUUGAAAUGUAUUAAAUGUUGAGUUUGCAUCCCAAUAUUACACUUUAUAUACAUUACAGAAAACUGAAAUAUAACAAAACCGUUUGACAUAGAAAAAACAGAUUUGUUCAAAAUAAUGCAAAUUAAUUAUGAAAUGAUGAAAAAUAUGAAUAACAUUCCAGCCAUGAGGCCACUAGGUCAUUUGACUGAAGGAAAGGGCUACGGGAGGGGAUACUAAGGGAGAUAUUAUUUAUUUAAUCUCUAAGUCAUAAAGAGAAAGCUAGCGAAGCCGACACAGCAGGCUACUGUGUCCGUCUGUAUUUCAAACCUACAUCAGUUGUUUAGAGCAGAAGGGAGACAGAGUGCCUGAUGUGAAUAAUACACAGCAAUGCUAGAAUCUCUGCCUGCCACACUGGAGACGCAACAUCAUGCAAUCUACUGAGCAUGCCCUAAAAUAAGAGAGUGAAAGAGGACUCAACUUCUCAAAUAAGAGAGAGGACUCAACUUCUCUCUCAGGUUCAGUAGUGACACGGUAGAAUAGAAAAACAACAGGGUUGGGGUCAAUUCCAUUUCAAUUUCCGUCAGUUAAUUCAUUGAAUUCAUUGAAAUUCACUGUAUUUAUUUCCUGAGGGGAUUGGAAUUGAAUCGGAAUCGACCCCUUGGUUUGUCAACAAUGUUGUUGGCCUAAGCAGGACCAAACGGAUGAAUGUCAUUGGUCGGUUUGACACUUUCGUCGUCUCACACAAGGCUGUGCAGUGCAUAGCAACUCCGUGGGACCAGUUUUAACAACUGCAGUAGCUUUCAGAUCAAAUGUUUCUCUUCAUUGUCUGUUUUGUUUCACAGAAAAACCUCAGCGGACACAUUGAUUUAAACUCCAGAUCCAUCGCCAUUUUAAUCUCUUGUAGUCCUUCAGUUUUGUAUUGUAUGCAUAACCUGCUGUUAUAUCUGAUGAAGAUAUAGAUGCUUCAUUCAUUGUUUAUGUUUACAGGAGGCUGUGCCUCCUCCUUCAACACACCGUCAUAUGUCUUGCUGGCCAAAAGCUUCACCUGCAAUCAUAAACCAUAUACCAAUCAAAGAGAUGACUGAGAGGUUCCACAAAGAACAGGCUUAAAGAAAUUCUCUACCUGGAACUUCUGAUGACAGAAGAGUGUCAUUUAAAGUUACACACACCAUUGCUUUUUACUGUACCCCUACAGGGCUGAAAGUAUUAAGAGCUUUUAGAAGAUAAUAACACAAUGCCAGGUCUAGUGUAUAAAAUCAAAUUAACUUAAAUGCCUCCUGUCAUUGCUGAGGGAGGAUUGUCUCCAAAGCAGCUGAAGCAACUUGACAAAGGGGUGUAGAGCAGUGUUUAGCAACCUUUUACUACCAGUGAUUGGCAAACUACGACACCCUUGUCAACUAACUUCCUGAGGGACCUGUCAGCAACGUCCCAGGGAAAGGUGCCGGUCCACGGACCAGAGGUUGAGAAACACUGGUGUAGAGCACUCCUGCAACUCCCCCGACCCUGCCAUCUGUUUAGGGUUGUGUACUGUAGGCACAAAACAGGAGCAAAAUGUUCUGAAAUGGAGCACGGGAUCAGUUACCUGAACACGUCUCCUGUUUUCUUCUGUUUCCCACUAGGCACUAACUGGUUGAAUCAUCGUUGUUUCCAUGUCAUUUUAACUGCUAAGCUCUAUGUGAUGACAUUGAAUCAACGUGGAAAACUGAUUGGAUUUGCAAAAAGUGAUCAACGUAAAGGAUUUCGGGUAUAAUUGUCUUUUUUUCACCUAACUUUUAUCCAAAAUCCAAUGAGAUGGUUAGCAUGUUUGUUGAUUUUACUUUGAGUUCACGUUAUUGACAGUCAAAACUAGAUGUUGAACUGACGUCUGUGUCCAGUGGGUUGUGUGAGAGCGACUGACCCUGUGCAUGAACAGGCCCAAUAAACCACACACUGAGAACAUCAUGAGUAGCAAGAGCUGUAGAGGCUCUAGUCUUAUGGAGCUCUACAGAAUGUACCCAAAUGUGCCUGAAAUCAACUGUUUGUCUUCCAAUGUCUGUAUUCAACAUUUGCUCCAAAACAUAUCAUCAGAUGCCAAAUAAAGAUACUUUACUUGUUA